AUGUCGACCAUUUUCUCCUCUCUGACCAUCGUGGACUUGGCCCCUUUACAGAAUGCUUCGGGCCCAUCUAUAUCCGAGUUGCAGCAGCUGAGCAGCCAGCUUCACGAUGUCUUUACUACAACCGGCUUUGCGUAUCUCGUCAAUACGCCGUUGACUUUCACACAUGCCGAUGUUUUCGGCCUUGCUUUGGAGUUCUUUAAUCUCCCACUAGAAGAGAAGAUGAAAUUGGCCAAACAAUCCUUUCACAAAGAAAACCACAACACAUACAGAGGAUACUUCCCAACCCAGCCCACCGAAGCCUCCGACAAUCUCAAAGAAGGCUUCGAAAUCGGCUCCUCACAAGCCAUCACCACAUCCUCCAAACCUCGCCAGGACUCGACAUUCGAUUUAUCCGAACCAAACGUCUGGCCCAGUGAAGACACAUAUCCAACCUCCUCUCGACAACGCCUGGAACAGUUCUACUCGGAAAUGCAAUCCCUCUCCUCGGCCCUUCUUUCCCUCCUCGCCAUGUCCCUAGGCAAACCUCCCAGCUUCUUCGAACCAUACCUCACCCACUCCCUCAGCACACUCCGUCUCUUACACUAUCCACCUUGUCACACCAAACCCUCCGACAGCCCCAUCUCCCUCGAUGCUGACACACCACCCCCCGAACCAUCUGAUCCGGUCAAACUCAGCUGCACGCCACACACAGACAGCGGCAUUCUCACACUGCUCCACCAAGACUCAACCGGUGGCUUGGAAGUGCAAGACUCGGCGGGGAAGUGGGUACCGGUGCCAUAUAUCCCCGAGUCGAUUGUCGUCAAUAUUGGGGAUUUGAUGGCCAGGGUGUCGGGUGGUAGAUUCGUAGCGACGAUGCAUCGAGUGCGUGCGCCGGCAGCGAGGAUGGUGAUGAAAACGGAUGAAGAGGAUGAUGAUGCUGCAUCAAGGACUAAGUUUGGUCGAUUUAGUGUCCCGUUUUUCUUUGAGCCUGGUGAGGGCUGUGUUGUGCGGUCUGUUGAGGAGGAUGAUGCGGAGGGGGUUGUGUAUGGAGAGCAUAUGCGAGCGAAGAUGAAGACGUGGGUUGAGUAUAAUUCGUCAUGA
Molecule: messenger RNA, 1080 nt
Organism: Talaromyces proteolyticus
Lineage: Eukaryota; Fungi; Ascomycota; Eurotiomycetes; Eurotiales; Trichocomaceae
Product: putative gibberellin 20-oxidase
Exons: 2
Coding region: 1-1080 (359 amino acids)
Molecular function (GO): dioxygenase activity
Source: RefSeq, a predicted model, not a curated record